GCGAUGCGCGCCCAUCGGGUAUAAAAAAGGGCCCCCGGUCGGUUUUCGUUUUUUCUUCCAAACGUUUGUCCAUCUGCAUCUAGUUGCUUCCCUCCAAGGAAGACAACAAAGUACAUUCGUGACUUGUGGUUCUUUAGACAAUCGGGUCUAUCGGCUACGCAGGAAUAGCUUAACAGGCCUGGUCGGCCCGGCUGUAUCUCUAUUGAGUCCUACCUUUGCAUCCCCUUCAUGUACUCUCAUCACGACGAGAAGGUUUCCAACAACUAUAUUUCCGAACAAGUUUACAAAAGCCACGGACGUUGAAAUCGUUUUCUGUCCAUUACGUAUCAACAUCUACAGAUAAUUCGCAAGAUUUCCCGAUAUGCCGCUCUUUCGUCAAUCAGUAGCUUUAGCUACACGCCACUUUCAGGCUUCCCUUAUUAUCAACCGCUCUUUACUUCGGGCUUACCAAGCUAGUGCUUCCGCCGCUGCAGCGUCGAAAGCAAACAUCUCUCCAAACAUAUCCAGUGUACCUGCUGUCCCGCUCGAUGGUCCGGAAGCGUUCCGUCAGUAUGUCCUUGGCGCAUUCACAGGGCCACUGAAUCCCAAGCAGCGUCAACCAUUCCGUCGCAACCAGAGCUCUGAUGCCGCUGCCACUGCUGCGUUGGAUCCUUGGGAAGAUUGGAAGCCUUCACCAAACAGUGCUCUCAAGAAGCCCCCGCCAGCCAAGCGUGUUGUUAUCGUUGGUAGUGGUGGUCUCAGCAUUGGACAAGCUGGCGAGUUUGAUUACUCUGGAUCCCAAGCUAUCAAGGCGUUGAAGGAAGAGGGUGUCGAAACCAUUCUAAUUAAUCCUAAUAUUGCUACCAUCCAAACUGGCAAGGACCUUGCCGACGUCGUGUACUUUGUACCGUCCAACCCAGAAUACAUUGAAUACGUGAUUGAGAAAGAAAAGCCCGACGGUAUUCUUUUGGCGUUUGGUGGACAAACGGCGCUUAACUGCGGUGUCGCUCUUGAGCAUGCCGGUGUCUUGCGAAAGCACAAUGUCAAAGUUUUGGGUACUCCUGUUCGUACCCUCGAGCUCAGCGAGGACCGUGAUCUGUUUGCCCAAGCUUUGAAAGAUAUCGGCAUUCCUGUUGCUCAGUCCACUGCUGUUGAAACUGUGGAUGAUGCACUCAAGGCCGCUUCCGAGAUUGGAUACCCCGUCAUCGUCCGUGCGGCGUACGCUCUGGGAGGUCUUGGCUCUGGUUUCGCCAACAACGAAGAAGAACUCCGUCAACUCGCCACUUCUUCUCUUUCUCUCUCACCCCAGCUGCUUAUCGAACGUUCAAUGAAGGGAUGGAAAGAGUUGGAGUAUGAAGUGGUUCGUGAUGCGGAAAACAACUGUAUCACCGUUUGCAACAUGGAAAACUUCGACCCUCUUGGUACCCACACCGGCGAUUCCAUUGUUAUUGCCCCCAGUCAGACACUGAGCGACGAAGAAUACCACAUGCUGCGUUCGGCAGCCAUCAAGAUCAUUCGUCACCUCGGUGUGGUUGGAGAAUGUAACGUCCAGUACGCUCUCAGCCCUGACAGCCUGGAGUAUGCAGUCAUUGAAGUCAACGCUCGACUCUCUCGUAGUAGUGCACUUGCCUCGAAGGCUACCGGUUAUCCUCUCGCGUUCGUUGCAGCCAAGAUUGCUCUUGGUGCAUCUCUUCCUGACUUGCGGAACUCUGUGACUCGUACUACGACGGCCAACUUUGAACCCUCCUUGGACUAUGUUGUCACUAAGAUUCCUCGAUGGGAUUUGAGCAAAUUCCAACAUGUCUCUAGGAAGAUUGGCUCUUCCAUGAAGAGUGUCGGAGAAGUCAUGGGUAUUGGGCGAACGUGGGAAGAAUCUCUUCAAAAGGCUGUUCGUAUGGUUGACCCUUCAUUUGAGGGUUUCCAAGCCUUGGAUUUUCCCGAUCUUGACAAAGCUUUAGCUGAGCCGACUGACCGUCGUCUGUUCGCGGUCGGAAGCGCCAUGCUUAAUCACGGUUACUCGGUUGACAAGAUCCAUGACAUUACCAAGAUUGACAAGUGGUUCCUCUACAAGCUUGAAAACCUUGUGAAAACUCGUGCUGAACUCUCCAAGUAUAGCGGACCAAAGCCUGUGGAAGAAAUUUUGGAGAAGGAUGCCGAGAACCCCGAAGGCAAACCACCCGUUCCUGUGACUGACUACCAGCUCUCCACCUCUACCAUCCCGGCCGACUUGUUGCGUCAAGCCAAGCAAAAAGGUUUCUCUGACAACCAGAUUGCAAAGUACACCAAGUCGAGUGAGCUCGCCAUUCGUGCCUUGCGUAAGAACUAUGGCAUUAUCCCCCGCGUGAAGAGGAUUGAUACUUUGGCGGCGGAAUUCCCUGCUGACACAAAUUAUCUUUACAUGACUUACAAUGGUACAAGUGAUGAUGUUGAAUUCAAUGACAAGGGUAUCAUGGUACUUGGGUCUGGUGUCUACCGUAUUGGAUCUAGUGUCGAGUUCGACUGGUGCGGAGUAUCUUGCAUCCAUUCGCUUCGUUCAUUGGGUCACCGUACCGUGAUGGUCAACUACAACCCUGAGACGGUGUCAACGGACUUUGACGAGUGUGACCGUUUGUAUUUUGAAGAACUCAGCUUUGAACGAGUUAUGGAUAUCUACGAACGGGAGAACGCCAGUGGAUGUGUUGUCAGUGUCGGUGGUCAACUUCCCCAAAACAUUGCUUUGAAGCUCUGGAACCGUGGAGUGAACGUCCUUGGUACCAGCCCUGUUGAUGUCGAUCGUGCCGAGGACCGUGAGAAAUUCUCUAGAAUUUUGGAUGACAUUGGCGUGGAUCAACCGGAAUGGAAGGAGCUCAACAGUGUUGACGAAGCCCUUGCUUUUGCGGAACGCGUCACCUAUCCCGUCCUUGUCCGUCCAUCCUACGUACUUUCUGGUGCUGCCAUGAAUGUGGCGCACAGUCCUGCCGAUCUUCAAACUUACUUGUCGCUUGCCACGGACGUGUCUCCGGAGCACCCCAUCGUGAUUACAAAGUUUAUCGAAGGUGCUCAGGAGCUCGAUGUUGACGCAGUGGCUUCCGAGGGGAAGCUUUUGGUGUAUGCCUUGUCUCAGCACAUUGAGAAUGCAGGUGUCCACUCUGGUGAUGCAACCUUGGUCUUGCCUCCCACGUAUGAGGGAGAGCAGGCCGAGACCGAUGCUUCGAAGAAGGAUAUUGGUCUUCGUGGUCUUACUCCCGAAAUUGUCGCGGAUUGCAAGGUCAUUGCCGAAAAGGUUGCCAAGGCAUUCAAGAUUACCGGUCCUUACAACAUGCAGAUUAUCCUUCGUCGUCCUCCACCUGGUGUGGAGGGCAAGCACGAGCUCAAGGUCAUCGAAUGUAACCUUCGUGCGUCCCGAUCUUUCCCUUUCGUUUCCAAGGUUCUGGACACCAACUUCAUUGACAUUGCUACCCGCGCAUUGGUCAAGUCUCCCACUUUGUCGUCCGCUGUCCCCUCGGUCGAUCCCAUGUCAGUUAAGCGCGAUUACAAGGCUGUCAAGGUUCCCAUUUUCAGUUGGACUCGGUUGGCUGGCGCCGACCCCAUGCUGGGUGUUGAGAUGGCCAGUACUGGUGAAGUUGCUUGCUUUGGAAAGAACGUGAAAGAGGCAUACUUCACUUCCAUGUAUGCGAACCACAACAACUUCAAGAAGCUUCCUAUGCCGGAAGGAAGUAGUAUUGUCAUUAGCGUCGACAACUUGACCAACCCAAGUGAAGCCGCUUAUAUUGCGCAAAAGUUUAUCAACUCUGGUUACAAAAUCCUUGCCGACACGGAGCUGACCCAGUCUGUCCUCAAAUCCAACGGUGGCAUCGAUGCUCCUCUCUUUGUCGAAGGCGGAGAACGCGCUCUGAUUGACACCCUUUUGGAUCGUCGUAUUGCUCGUGCGCUCUACGAUUCCCACAAGGUUUCUCUUGUCGUUUCCCUGGCUCGUAAUCGUCCCAGGACCACCGACGAUGUUCGUUAUCAGGUCAGGCGCACGGCUGUCGAUUUCGGAGUAGGAAUCAUGAAUGAGAUCAAGACAUCUGUUGUGUUUGCUGAAGCUGUGGAAGAGUACACAAAGAAUGGAAAGGUGAAGAAGGAUGCAGUCAAGUCUUGGGGCGCUUGGACUGGUGAGGCUGCUGCUGCCGUUUGAACCUUUUAUUGAUAAGAGUUUAUGGGAAUCGUUAGGAUAUUGUACACUCAAUUACAUGUAGUAGCAAUAUUUCUGAUAAUACAAAACUGUUGUCUUGAUUAUUGGCUGCA
This is a messenger RNA of Spizellomyces punctatus DAOM BR117, 4245 nucleotides long. Its product is annotated as carbamoyl-phosphate synthase, large subunit. The transcript has 5 exons. Gene Ontology annotation, cellular component: cytosol; cytoplasm. Gene Ontology annotation, molecular function: ATP binding; aspartate carbamoyltransferase activity; dihydroorotase activity. Gene Ontology annotation, biological process: 'de novo' pyrimidine nucleobase biosynthetic process; UTP biosynthetic process; L-citrulline biosynthetic process. The record is from RefSeq and is a predicted model, not a curated record. Lineage: Eukaryota; Fungi; Chytridiomycota; Chytridiomycetes; Spizellomycetales; Spizellomycetaceae. Bases 362 to 4135 code for a protein of 1257 amino acids.